This is a messenger RNA of Pollicipes pollicipes, 2921 nucleotides long. Its product is annotated as TAR DNA-binding protein 43. The record is from RefSeq and is a predicted model, not a curated record. NCBI's taxonomy places the organism in Eukaryota, Metazoa, Arthropoda, Thecostraca, Pollicipedomorpha, Pollicipedidae. Gene Ontology annotation, biological process: regulation of gene expression. Gene Ontology annotation, cellular component: nucleoplasm; chromatin. Gene Ontology annotation, molecular function: RNA binding. Bases 140 to 1588 code for a protein of 482 amino acids. The transcript has 5 exons.
UCAAGAAACACGGAAUAUUGCCAUCUCGCCUGACGCGAGCCAGUUUUUGACACUUCCGGGUGGAUGGCGUAGGGGAGGGACGCUGCGUGAAUGUGUGUUUGAGUGGAAUUUGUUUGUUUUUCUUCAUUUCUUCGUCAGGAUGAGUUGCUACAUUCAAGUAGCUGAGGAGGAAAAUGAAGAGCCUAUGGAGAUACCGUGUGAGGAAGAUAUGGGACUCCUGCUGACGACACUGUCGGCGCAGUUCCCGGGUGCCUGUGGUCUGAAAUAUCGCACAGAGUCAAGAAGUUUGCGUGGUGUGCGGCUGGUAGAUGGAAAAUUUCAACCUCCGGAUGGUGGAUGGGGCAGUGUGGUAUACCUGUGUGUAUUUCCCAAAGAAACUCCUGAAGAAAACAAGCGCAAGAAUGAUGAGCUGCUGGAGUCGGGGCUGGCCAAGACCAAGCGGCUGGAGCUCAAGCAGAAGUGCUCCGACCUGAUCGUGCUCGGCCUGCCCUGGAAGACCACCGAGCAGGAGCUGCGCGAGUACUUCGAGCCGUUCGGCGAGGUCCUCAUGGCUCAGGUGAAGAAGGACCCGAAGUCGGGCCAAAGCAAGGGGUUCGGCUUCAUCCGCUUCGGCACGUUCGAGUCGCAGAUGCGCGUGCUCAGCCAGCGCCACAUGAUCGACGGCAGGUGGUGUGACGUGAAGAUCCCCAACUCCCGCUCCAUGGAGGGCCAGCAGCACCAGGUGCCGUGCAAGGUGUUCGUGGGCCGCUGCUCGGACGACAUGACCCCGGACGACCUGCGCGACUACUUCGGCCAGUUCGGAGAGGUCACCGAUGUCUUCAUCCCCAAGCCGUUCCGCGCGUUCGCCUUCGUCACGUUCCUCAACCCGGACAUCGCGCAGAGCCUGUGUGGCGAGGACCACAUCAUCAAGAACACGUCGGUGCACGUGAGCAACGCGGCGCCCAAGUCCGACCACGCGGGCCGGCACGGGUUCGGGCGCGGCCACCCGCGCGACGUCGGCCGCGGCCCCGGCAUGGGCGGCUACGGCCCGCCGCAGCACAGCUACGGCGGCCAGGGCAUGAACGGCGGCUGGGGCGGCCAGCACCAGGGCAGCCGCGGCAACGAGAUGCCCAACCUGGCCGCGCUGGGCACCUCGCUCGGCCUCGGCGGAAGCAUGGGCCAGGGCGCCCACCAGGGCAUGGGCGGCGGCCAGGGCGGCAGCAUGAACCCGGCGCAGAUGGGCGUCGGUGCGCUGAACCUGGGCCUGAACCCGCUGGCGGUGGCGGCGGCGCUGAACCAGGCCGGCUGGGGACUGCUGAGCAACCUGCCCGGCCAGAGCCCGGACACGCCGAUGGCGUACAGCCAGGCGGGCCCGGCGCCGGCUAGCCAGGCGCAGGGCCCGCCCUCGAUGGCGCCCAGCAGCCAGGCCGGCGGCGGCCCGGCCGGCGGCGGCUUCCUCAGCUGGAUGAACCAGGGCGGCGGCGGCGACGGCGGCGGCAUGGCGCAGCCGCCGGGCUCGCAGCCGCCGGCCGGCGGCGCCGGCUGGCCUCAGCGCUCCGACCCCAAGCAGGCGGGCGGCUACAACCGCAACCCCACCUACGACGUCUAAGCGGGGUGGCGCGGUGGAGGCGGGGUGCGAGGGCGGCGCGAGAGAGCGUGAGAGGCCUGGGGCGAGCGGGGCCGCCCGUCCCAAUAUUCAGAUAGACGACACACUUGGGUGUUUACCUGUUGGCUUUGUUAUUGUUACCGGUGUGCAGGAUGGCGUGGUCGUAGCGGGCUCCUCUCCACCUCUGUUUCCGGGGCUGCACCGCGCACGUCUCGCCCGUCUGACUCACUCCCGGAGGCGGCGCGGCUGCUCGGCCGCCGCUCGCCUCGCGUGGCGCGCCGGACGUCAGCCGGCCACGCGCGCGCCUCGGCGCCCGCCCCGGGCGCGGGCGGGCGCGCCGCCGGCGCACUGCGCCCGGUCACAUCUUCGGUAUGCGGUGAUGCUAUAUAACCCUCUUCGUAGAGACGGGCGGGCUGGGCGCUCGCGCGCGCGGCACCGCCGCGCCGCCCGCCGCGUUUAACCACUAGUGACGAUAACUCCUCAAUGUUGUAGGCGACUGUCGGCGCGCCAGGUUGUCGUGUAGCUGUCGCCGCGCACGUCGCGCUCACUGUUCCCUUAUCUCUCGAACGGUCACGUUUUAGGCUGUCGGCCGCGGCGGUGGCGACUCGCCGCCGCGCCGCCGGCGCUCCGCGUGAUAGAAGGAGCCGUCCGGGGCGUGGCAGCCGCGCUCCCGUGCAGUCGGGCCGGGCCCUCCCGUUGCGUCAGUCUGCUCUCCCUCUGCGUGUGCGUGUGCGUGCGGGUGCUUAGGUUAGAGGGGGCGCCGCGGGCGCGCCCGCCGGCCGCCCCCGGCGUAAAUACCGUCUGUGUGGCGAGUGGGUACGGGCAACUUCGGGCCGGGGAACAGAAAGGCGCGCGCGUCGCGACCCGCCGCUCGCGCGGCGGCCAGUCUCAGCCACUGGGUUUUAGCAGGUCAACUUUGGGCGGCGUCUGUGCACAGUGACGAAGCGGCGGCGUCCGCUCCGGCAGCCAGGCUUGUUUUAAAUGUUUUCGACCAAGUACAAAGCAUGGAGUAAAAUGGAGCUGUAGAUGGUACUACCGGGAUGAAUGGGCGGUGAGAUCCAGAGAGAACGGCCUGUGGGAAGAACGGGAGUGGCGGCGGCGCGCCGUCGCCACGUGCGAGGGAUGCCUCUGUUUUGCUCGGCUGGUCGAUUCGGCGAUGAGCGCGGCGCUGGCGGCCGCUGUGAGUCCACGCAGGGGAUGAAGUGACGGUCCGUCGAAAAGUGACGCUAAUUUAUUGAAUACAUACACUAUACCGGAUAGGGGACGACUUUGUGUGCUAAGUUACUUGUCCGAGUGUUUAUAAGAAAAUAAAUAUAUCUCCCACGCAGAACAGAUA